This is a messenger RNA of Epinephelus fuscoguttatus (brown-marbled grouper), 3119 nucleotides long. RefSeq names its product alkaline phosphatase 3 (gene alp3). The coding region runs from base 1194 to 2819 and encodes 541 amino acids. Lineage: Eukaryota; Metazoa; Chordata; Actinopteri; Perciformes; Serranidae. Gene Ontology annotation, cellular component: plasma membrane. Gene Ontology annotation, biological process: dephosphorylation. The transcript is spliced from 11 exons. Gene Ontology annotation, molecular function: alkaline phosphatase activity. The record is from RefSeq and is a predicted model, not a curated record.
AUCAGUUUUCUCUGACAGAGAUAAAAGUUUAGUUUGAAUCAGCGACUCUGUGAGAGGACACCAGUUUAAACCUCCAGACUAACAUGGAUAACUGGAUUAGUAUAAAGAUAUAAAAAAAACAUACAGAAAACAUCAUGAUUAAAAGUUUACUAAAAUGUAUGUACAGUAUAAUGUAAAUACUUUCUGUUCAGUAUCUCCACCUGCUCCUAUUGACAGUGGUGAGAAAAAAUGGCCUACAUAAUCCCUGGCUAAUUACUGUGUGUAAGUGAAACCCACUGUGCAUAUUAACAAAUUACGACAGCCCUCGUCAUCAGUGGCCCAUCCUCAUUUACAAGUCUAAUCAGCGAACUCUUAGGGGAACAUUAGGGGAUCAAAUUAGCUCUAAUAAAUGUCCCAUUAUCAGUGUGACGCACACUACCUGUUGAAUAAGAAGUAAAACACGGUUUGGCAUCGGUUGACAUGUUACCUCUUAUUUCAUCACCGUCUGCGAUGAUGGAGAAAUUUUUGACAAGCAAUCAAAUGAAACAUGAUUGCUGACACAAAUGUUUUUCUCUUAAUGUAUUCAUUACAAAAUAGAUGAUGGCUGAGUGUUUGUGCCGAUCAGCUCAGUCCCAGCGGACUCUGUCUUUCUUGCUUACAUAAUUGUGUCCCCCCGCUGCAUUAUCUGUCAGAUACAGUCCAUUAAUGAUUAGAACAAACACACACACACACACACACACACACAUACAAACACACUCUUUCCAUUGCUGCUCGGUACAUUCACUCCCAUUCCUUUGAUCAGAGUAAUAAAUACUGCCCUCAAUAAACUCUUAUCAUUAAGCAUUAUCACUGGAGCUUUAACUACUGUCAAUAAUUAAUUAUUUAGAUUUAAAGUGUUUGUCAAAUACUGUUUACUGGAUCAAACUGACACAUGCUGCACAGAAUCUCAACUCCCAGUUUACUCUUCACUCUGUUAGUCAUUUAGCUUUUUGUGUUUUCACCUCCUUUAUUCCUGUUUUGGCUCCGAUCAGACCGCGGCACAGUCUUUUCAGUCAGAGGCCAUAAAUUUGCCAAAGGCGAAUGAGUCAUUAUCCAUUUAUGACAUGCUGUUAAAGAUGACUGGCAGCUACUGUGAAUGGAGACAAGCAAUAUUUCAGUCAAGGAGGUGAUCUUUGGGAAGGUUAGACGAGCGCCUGCACAGCCCGAAUGUGGCCAUGGAGUUGACUAAAGUGACCGUCUCGGCUCUCUUUCUGCUGCUGGUGGCGUUUGGAUCAUCCAGUGCCAAAGUUGAGGAGGAGAACCCGGAGUUCUGGAGGUCACAGGCCCGGAAGACUUUGCAGUCAGCGUUGGACAGGAAGCUCAACACCAAUGUGGCCAAGAACAUCCUGUUUUUCCUCGGAGAUGGAAUGGGAAUCACAACAAUCACUGCGGCUCGUAUCCUCAAGGGACAGCUGAAGAACCAGACGGGAGAGGAGACAGUGAUGACCAUGGACACCUUCCCUAAUGUGGGACUAGCUAAGACCUACAGUGUGGACUUCCAGAUCCCAGACAGUGCAGCCACAGCUACAGCAUAUCUGUGUGGAGUGAAAACUAACCUGAACACCAUCGGAGUCAGUGCAGCAGCUCGCAACGGAGUGUGCAAGACUCAGAAGGGCAACGAGGUCACGUCCAUCCUGAAGUGGGCCAAAGAUGCAGGUAAGUCUGUCGGCAUUGUUACGACCACACGGGUGCAACACGCCACCCCAGCAACCACCUACGCCCACAGCGCCAGCAGGAAGUGGUACAGUGAUGCUGACAUGCCCGACUCUGCCAAGAGGGACGGCUGCACCGACAUCGCCUCCCAGCUCGUCAAAAACACCGACAUAGAUGUGAUCAUCGGAGGUGGCAGGAAGUACAUGACCCCGAAGGGCACUCAGGACCCAGAGUAUCCCAGGGAUUACUCUAGCAGGGGCAAAAGAAAGGACGGACGCAACCUCAUCAAUGAGUGGCAGAGCAUGAAAGUUGGAAAGGUAGCCCGCUACGUGUGGAAUCAAACAGACUUCAGCGCUGUUGACCCUGAAACCACAGACUACCUCAUGGCUCUGUUUGAACCUGGUGAUCUGCGCUUCGAGGCAGAGAGGGACCCAAAGAUGGAUCCGUCCAUCGUUGAGACCACAGAAAAGGCCAUUCGCAUCCUCCAGAAAAACCCAAAAGGCUUCUUCCUGUUAGUGGAGGGUGGGCGUAUCGACCAGGCCCACCACGCCGGCCGGGCAUACAUGGCGCUACAUGAGGCGGUUGCUUUCGAUUACGCCAUCGCUAAGGGACUUGAGCUCACCAAAGAGCAUGAGACUCUCACCAUAGUGAUGGCUGACCAUUCCCACCCCAUCUCCUUCAAUGGAUACCCAUUCCGUGGGCAGAGCAUUCUGGGUAAAUCUCCGCUGUGGGCGUCAGACGUGUUGCCUUACACCACACUGAUGUAUGGAAACGGACCUGGACACAAAAUCACCAACGGCAAGCGUCCGGACAUCCGCGAUGUCGACACCAAAACUAAAGACUACGUCCAGCUGGCUGCCGUCCCCACAGAAUCGGCCACCCACAGCGGGGAGGAUGUGGCAGUGCUCGCCCGCGGACCCAUGGCCCACCUCUUCCAGGGCGUCCAUGAGCAGAACUACAUCGCCCACGCCAUGGGCUAUGCUGCCUGCGUGGGCGCCGACCUGAGGCACUGCCAGGGGCAAACUGAAGCACCUGCGGUUCACACCACCUUCACCGACAACAGGAACGGAGCCGUGGCAGCUCAUGGCUCGGCCGCUCUGCUCAGUAGCCUUCUCAGCGUGCUGCUGGCACUUACAGUACUGAUGUAGGUUGGCUGUUCCUGGUGAACCCUAUUGAUCGCACUCCACUUUUCACAUCAGGGAGGUCAGAGGUCAGGGGCAUAUAGGGGUGAGCAGGGAUGUAGGUGAACCCUUGAACCAGGGUUAUGUUGCCUGUAGCAGAGCAUCUUGUUAAGACAGAAUUCAAUCAUUAGAGGCCACAUACUAAAAUAUAGAGUUUUCCUGGUUUUACAAAGGCAGAAAAAGCUAACUGUCUAGGUUUAGAUACAGAAUGUGUUGAUGAAAGAAAAUGACCUCCAACACUACAUUAAAAAACCUACUGAAUGUAAA